Perognathus longimembris pacificus (Pacific pocket mouse) is the source of this 273-nucleotide messenger RNA. Its product is annotated as beta-defensin 103A-like. Gene Ontology annotation, biological process: cell chemotaxis; defense response to bacterium. The record is from RefSeq and is a predicted model, not a curated record. Gene Ontology annotation, molecular function: chemoattractant activity; CCR6 chemokine receptor binding. Gene Ontology annotation, cellular component: extracellular region. The transcript is spliced from 2 exons. Lineage: Eukaryota; Metazoa; Chordata; Mammalia; Rodentia; Heteromyidae. Bases 1 to 273 code for a protein of 90 amino acids.
AUGAGGAUCCAUUAUCUCCUAAUUGCCUUGUUCUUCUUGUUCUUGGUGCCGGUUCCAGGCAACGGAUGGAUCAUCAACACGUUCAAAAGAUACUACUGCAAACUCAGAAGCGGCCGGUGUGCUUACCUGGGCUGCCGAGCGAAGGAGGAGCAGAUAGGCCACUGCUCCCUGAAAGGGCGGAAAUGCUGCCGGAAAAGGCCCGGGCCCGCCUCCACGGCCGGAAACGCACGAGCCCAUUCCAACGGCUUUGCUUCCCGCACAGGAGAAGCUUGA